This is a messenger RNA of Ceraceosorus guamensis, 1014 nucleotides long. RefSeq lists its product as hypothetical. Bases 1 to 1014 code for a protein of 337 amino acids. NCBI's taxonomy places the organism in Eukaryota, Fungi, Basidiomycota, Exobasidiomycetes, Ceraceosorales, Ceraceosoraceae. The record is from RefSeq and is a predicted model, not a curated record. The transcript has 2 exons.
AUGCACCUCCGCACAGGAACCGACAAGCAGGUGCAAAACGAAUUGGACGAAGCAGUCGAAGCAAAAGUCAAUCAAUUGGAUCACAGCGAAUCUGCUCUGCUCGAGCCUCAAGCGCCCUAUACGCCCGUCGAGACACCCAUCAGCGACAUCAUCUAUCACUUUUUGCGCUACUGCGCAGAGAGACACAAGGUGUGGCACCGCAAAGAGGUGCUCAACCAGGCCAAACCUUGGACCGACGAUCCCAUCAUACCAGAGGGACGUUACGGAAACGUGUUCAGACAGCUCGACCGCGGAAGCAUCGCGAUGCAGCAAGACGUGAUCAGCAAGGGAGACCAGUCGCACGAAGAGAUUUGCUUCAGAAUCUUUUUGAACAAUGCGUUUUGCAAUCGCCGUACUUGGAACAGGUGGGAGGUGGAGCUGGACGAGGUGCCGUCGCUGAAGAAUUUCGAUGUCAAGCGAUACUCUCAGAUACUGGAUCCCAUCGUUGCGCGAGGAGACAUCAUCUACUCUAGCGAAUUUCAAAUGGUUCCGCCGCGUCACUUCUUUGGCGCUACUAGCAGCACGAUGAGCGGCCACACUGCUUCGCUCAAGAUGGUGCAAGUCAUGCUCGAAGUGGACCUGGCCGGCAGGCUAAAAGAGUGCAAGUACCUCUGCGACGCGUCGGCUUUGGUGCAGAGCAUCCCGGGCAUGGGUGGAUUCCUCUCCAUGAACCUCGUCAUGGACCUCAUCAAAUCCCCCACGCUCAAGUUGGCAGCUAGAGACUUUGCUUCGUGCGGUCCGGGAUCGCGCGAGGGUCUGCGAAGAAUCUUUGGACCUCCCAUCAAUAGCACCAUCAUGGACAAUGCUGCGCUGCGAUGGCUGGAACGCAACCAGUGGAAGUAUUGGGCUCGACUGGGUGAAGCGCCGCCUCAUGCGCCCGGCUUGCGACCUGGCUUGCGAGUAUUGGAUUUCGAGAAUGCUCUUUGUGAGUUUCUUGUCGCGACUCUUGUUGCUGCCAUUGAGUUUUGCCGCUGA